CAGUUUUUCUUUAUCGAUCCAUGUUUUGACCGUGUUCAACGAACUUCCCGCAGGACAAGAGGAUCACGGUGGUGGAUGCACUGGCGCAUCCCUACCUGGACGAAGGGAGACUGAGAUAUCACUCGUGCAUGUGCACGUGCUGUUACACGACCAGCGGCGGCUUGAGACAGUACACGGGCGACUUCGAGCCGGCCACGUCGCAUCCGUUCGACGAUCUUUGGGAACGGAAGCUCACCACUGUGCAGCAGGUGAAAGAGGAAAUGCACAAAUUUAUAGCGGAACAGCUGAACACGUCGCGCGUGCCGCUCUGCAUAAAUCCGCAGUCCGCGGCGUUCAAGAGCUUCGCAAGAUUUAUCGAAGAGCUACCUGUAUGGAGUUUCGAUCAAUCGAUCCCACAUCCCGUGCACACAUUAAUUGUACGUUUUCUCUUCCUCUUCCUAGCAACUUCCUCGAACCUCUCUCAUCGAUCGUAGUGGAAAUCGUUCGAGAGCUCGGUGCGGAGAUCAUCAGGAGAUCGUCGAUCGUAUCCUCGAUUCUGUAUCUAUUGAAAGUGUCCACCGUGUGAUAAAGGUGGGCUACCUGUAAUAUAUUAUUAUUAUUAUUAUUAUCUCGCAACGAUAGGAGGCAAGAGUUGAUAUUUGUAGGUUAAAACAGAAAAAAGAAAAAAAAUAGGGGAACGAAGUAGAAAAGGCUGAUCUCCGCCGUGUAAUUUUUGUAUUUUCGGGUAAGCGAGGCCGGCCGAGGAUUUAAUAAUAUAUAAAUGAUAAUUGUAAAACAGUACAAUUUGCAUCGCGUUUAUUGAUAACGAUUAGUAAUAGCGAUUACGAGUAACAGUUGUAACAUAAGAGGAGAGGAGGGUGGAGAAAUAUGGUUCGCCGACGAUUUCCUGAUGAACUCGAUUCUCUAAAAGGAGAGAGAUUUAAGAGAGAUAUUUUUGAAAACAAAUUUUCUCGGAAGAUAUUUUGCACGGUAAUUUCGAAUACGGGUGGAGAGAAGAAAUUUUUCACGAUAAGAAUUCUCUGGUUAAAUGAGAGGAGGAGUAAAAUUUUAAGGAAUCGACACGAGUCGUUUUUCCUCGAUCGAGAAUUUCCACGUGGAUCGUUGACGAUAAAAGUUCGAGGUUGCUUUCUUCGAAAAUAUAUUCUUAGAAAACACGUGAUAAGACUCAAGACCAUCACGAUGGCGAUGUACUCAGAUGUAAAUAGAAACUGUAAGUAAUUUAAACAAAAAAAAAAAAAACACAACCAUUAAGUAACAUUACGUGUCUACGAUGCCUAUAUCUGUUUAAUCUACGUAACAAGAUGGAAGCAAUUAAUUAUUGCUGAUUACUAUUAAACUAAUAACUAAACAGCAGUUUAUUCUAUCUGUGUGUGUCGGUUUCGAUUGGACAUAGAUUUUGUAUCACCCUUUUCUCCGUGUAUGAUGUGUAGCCAGAAGGUCGAUUUCGAAAGGAAUGGAAUAAUUUUUUUUUUUAAUAUAGCUAAAUUAAAUAAAGAUUAAUAAAUGGACUUAUAAAUAUAUAAGGAAGGAAAUAAAAAUUUUAUGUUAUUUAUGAUUAUAACUACUCACGUUAGCAAAAUAAUAUUUUUUAUUCAUAUAUCCUUAAAAUGAAGAUAAAAUUUUACGAUGCAUAAAACUUCUUGAAAUUUUCGUAAUCGUCGUAAGAUGAUCGAUACUAGACCACUGGCUGUCAAAACGU
Apis florea (little honeybee) is the source of this 1699-nucleotide messenger RNA. It is a transcript of the gene nmo, whose product is annotated as serine/threonine-protein kinase nemo. Gene Ontology annotation, biological process: protein phosphorylation. NCBI's taxonomy places the organism in Eukaryota, Metazoa, Arthropoda, Insecta, Hymenoptera, Apidae. The record is from RefSeq and is a predicted model, not a curated record. Gene Ontology annotation, molecular function: ATP binding; MAP kinase activity.